Molecule: messenger RNA, 1888 nt
Organism: Cladophialophora immunda
Lineage: Eukaryota; Fungi; Ascomycota; Eurotiomycetes; Chaetothyriales; Herpotrichiellaceae
Exons: 2
Coding region: 58-1662 (534 amino acids)
Molecular function (GO): flavin adenine dinucleotide binding; NADP binding; N,N-dimethylaniline monooxygenase activity
Source: RefSeq, a predicted model, not a curated record
GAUCGCUGCAUCGAUAACAACCAAGCCGACGACCGGGGCUGGACUUGACCUUCCGCCAUGGCUGCACAACUCGACUUCGACGUGCUGAUUAUUGGCGCUGGAUUGAGUGGAAUCUACUCCCUGUACCGGAUGCGGGAGCUUGGAUUGAAAGCGAGAGUCCUCGAGACUGGCACAGGCGAAGGAGGAACAUGGUAUUGGAAUCGCUAUCCCGGUGCCCGCUUCGAUUCCGAGAGUUACUCGUACAAUUACUCCUUCUCACAGGAGGUCCUGGACGAAUGGAGCUGGACGGAGCAUUUUGCCCCUCAACCGGAGACGUUGCGUUAUAUUCAGUUCGUGACUGACAAGUUCGACUUGCGACGAGACAUGCAAUUCAAUACCGAAGUCAAGUCGGCACAUUACCACGACGCCAGUCGAUCAUGGGAAUUGACGGACGACAAGGGCAACCGAUAUAACUCGAGGUUUCUUAUCACUGCAAUGGGUCUGUUGAACAAGCCCACUCUCCCAAACAUUCCUGGGCUCGACGACUUUAAGGGCCAAGCUUUCCACACAGCCCGGUGGCCAAGGGAACCCGUCAAUCUUCAAGGUAAACGGGUGGGGAUAAUAGGCACUGGAGCCACGGGGAUACAGAUCAUCCAGGAGAUUGUGAAAACCGUUGGUCACUUGACCGUGUUUCAACGAACAGCGAACUGGUCGGCGCCUUUGCGCAACGCCAAAAUCAGCCCCGAGGAGAUGGAUGAAAUCCGUAAGCAAUAUCCCGAGAUAUUCAAGAAGUGCAAAGAAUCAGCCACCUGCUUUGUCCAUCCAGCAGAACCCAGGAAGUCGGUUGACAUCUCCGAAGCGGAAAGAAUCGCACAUUGGGAGGACAUAUACUCGCGACCAGGGUUUGCUAAAUGGGUCAGCAACUUUCCGGACGUGGCAUACGAUCGACAGGCAAAUGCUGCUUGCAGUGAGUUCUUCGCGAAUAAAAUCAGAGAAAGGGUCAAAGACCCCGUGACGGCAGAGAAGCUCAUUCCUAAAGACCACGGCUGGGGGACGCGGCGGAUACCCAUGGAGACCCAUUAUUUCGAGGCGUACAACCAAGAUAAUGUCCGACUGGUCGACAUCCGAGAGGACCCAAUCGAGCGGGUGACGGAGAAAGGGGUCAAGACUCGCAGCGAAGAAUUCGAGCUGGACAUCCUGAUAUACGCUACCGGCUUUGACGCAGUGACGGGAUGUUUUACGGCGGUCGACUUUCAGGGAGUUGAUAGCAAGAAAUUGAACGACGUCUGGAGCGAAGGCCCUCGCACACAACUGGGUCUCUUCGUCCGUGGGUUUCCCAAUAUGAUGAUGGUCAUGGGACCCCAUCAGAUGUUUGGCAAUAUUCCUCGAAGUAUCGAAUUUGCGGUCGGUUGGAUUGCCGACUGUAUUCGCUAUUGCCGUGACAACAACAUUACGCGGAUUGAAGCCACCGAAAAGGGAGUGCAAGACUGGACCGACCACGUCCACAAAUGCUCCGAGGGCCUUUUGACAAACGAGGUCGACUCGUGGAUGACAGGCAUAAAUAAGAACCUUGCUCAUAAGCAGAAGAGGACCAUUGCGCGAUAUAUGGGACCUGCUCCCGGUUAUAGGAAGAGGUGUGACGACGUUGCAGCUGGGAAAUACUCGGACUUGGAACUGGCCUGAGGACCUCGACAGGCGUAGAGAUAAUAAAGCACCGAACCUUGUGCUAAGCUUGCUGCGACCUGAAUAAGACACCUCAUUUCUCAGCCACUGUAGAAAGCUCCCAGGCUUGAACCGAACAGAAUACAGGAGACCGGAAGGCAAUGAAUUGGUGAAGACAGGAAUGAGGGGGAAAUGGGAUACAACGGCCCUGUGAGCUAUGAAGCACAGCCUUGUUAGGUUAUCGUAG